AGUAGGCAUGGUCUACUUCUAGUUCUCUCUACCACUGUGUUACUGUGGGACGGUUUGUCUUUAAUCCACGACGUAGAGCUGACAACAGCAGUUUCAGGAAGAGUUGACUCCAUGUCGGGAGUGGGAGUGGUCUGAGAAAGAUAUGAUAAGGUGAUCCUUUAUUAGUUCCACAUUAAGGACAUUUACAACACAACUCAAACCACUUCCACUUGAAGACGGUCGUCGUGACUGAGAGGUGAAAUGGCACAGGCAGGAGUUCAGCUACAGAGAGAAACCUUCUCUUGUUCCAUCUGUUUGGAUCUUCUGAAGGAUCCCGUGGCUCUUUCCUGUGGACACAGCUUCUGUAUGAACUGUAUUAAAGACCACUGGGGCUCAGAGGAUGAGAAGAGGAUCUACAGCUGCCCUCAGUGUGGAGAGGCCUUCACACCGAGGCCUAAACUGAAGAAAAGCACCAUAUUAGCAGCUUUAGUGGAGGAGCUGAAGAAGACUGGACUCCAAGCUGCUCCUGCUGAUCACUGCUAUGCUGGAGCUGAAGAUGUGGCCUGUGAUGUCUGCACUGGCAGGAAACUGAAAGCUCUCAAGUCCUGUUUGGUUUGUUUGGCCGCUUACUGUGAGGAACACCUCCAGCCUCAUUAUCAAUCACCAUUAAAGAAACACAAGCUGGUGGAGCCCUCCAAGAACCUCCAGGAGAACAUCUGCCCUCGUCACGAUGAUCACGACACAGUCUCAGCUGCAGCAGAGAGGAAGCAGAAGCAGAGAGAGUUGGAUCUGACAAACAUCUCACUGGCUGUGGCUGACGUGUUUUUUUUCCUGCCAGUACCAGAACCAGAGACCAGAGCUGAAUUCUUCAGAUAUUCACAGGAAAUCACACUGGAUCCAAACACAGCUCACAAAUAUCUGAUAUUAACUGAGGGAAACAGAAAAGUAAGAUUCAAGGCGGAAGAUCAGUCUUAUUCCAAUCACACAGACAGAUUUACUAGGGAGUGGCAGGUCCUGAGUAAGGAGAGUCUGACUGGACGUUGUUACUGGGAGGUGGAGUGGAGAGGAGGAGUUUUUGUAGCAGUGACGUACAAGAACAUCAGCAGAUCAGGGAGUUCAAAUGAAUGUGGAUUUGGAUUUAAUGAAAAAUCUUGGGUUUUAGUUUGUGAACAUAAAGGGUUUUUUUUUCUUCACAACAGGAACUGGAUUAAAGUCUCAGAUGAUUUGUCCUCCAGAGUAGGAGUUUACUUGGACCACAGAGCAGGUCUUCUGUCUUUCUACAGAGUCUCUGACACCAUGACUCUCCUCCACAGAGUCCAGACCACAUUCACUCAGACUUUCUAUGCUGGAUUUCUUUGUCUUUUUCCUGGAGCCACAGCUGAGUUCUGUAAACUCAAAUAGACCUGAGUUCUUUCAGGAGCAGUGAGUUCAACUCUGUAUUUAAAUCUUUGACUUGUCUGCUCGCGUUGCACUGAUCACCUGUCAGUCAAACAGGGUGGUUUUCCUUGUCACUUUGUAAAGACACAAAUCUAUAAUCACAUUUAACAUUUGUCCUUGUUUUUCUGUAUCGAUGUCAGAUUCUUUGAUGUUUGGUCAAAUUGUCAUGAUCAUGAUGAUCAUCAAUGAGGAAGCCAUUUGUUCUUUUCUUUUCUCUCACAUUGAGGUGAAACAAAGUCAUUCAAAUAGAAAACAAACCAACAUCAGACUUUGUUUGUGUCUCUGAGUAUCCAUCCAUUGUUGAUGAUUGUAUCAUAUCAUCAUGUUGUCAUUGUUUUAUUCCUUAUAUCUGUGGAGUAUGUUUUAAUCAACCAGAUUAUUGUUAUUUUUCUUUGUUUCCAUGUUUAAGAUUAAGCUGAAACAAAGUGAUUCUUUUUUUUCUUCCUAAAUAAAUAAAACAAAUAAAUAACAAAGUUUGUUUC
This is a messenger RNA of Solea solea (common sole), 1898 nucleotides long. RefSeq names its product tripartite motif-containing protein 16-like. The coding region runs from base 241 to 1380 and encodes 379 amino acids. The transcript has a single exon. Gene Ontology annotation, molecular function: protein binding. The record is from RefSeq and is a predicted model, not a curated record. Lineage: Eukaryota; Metazoa; Chordata; Actinopteri; Pleuronectiformes; Soleidae.